UGUCUUGAGUGAGGUCAGUGGUCGAACACCAUGUGUGCACUACAAUUCAAACUUAGCACCAAGCGCUUAUUCAACAUCUACCAGACCUCUCUGCGCUUCUUCUCCAGCUCAGUUUCCGACGCCUUCAUUCACCCCUCUGCAAUUGUUCACCCCAAUGCCUUUCUCGGCCAGGGUGUUUCCGUUGGGCCCUUUUGUACUGUUGGGUCGUCGGUGAAGCUCGGAAAUGGCUGCCGGUUACAUCCCGGAAGCCAUGUCUUUGGCAAUACUCAACUUGGGGAGAGCUGCGUUUUGAUGACUGGUGCCAUUGUUGGUGAUGAUAUUCCGGGGCGUACUGUGCUGGGUUGCAAUAAUGUUAUUGGGCACCAUGCUGUGGUUGGUGUGAAGUGCCAGGACAUGAAGUACAAGUCAGGGGAUGAAUGCUUUCUUGAUGUUGGGGACAAUAAUGAGAUCAGAGAGUAUGCUUCAGUCCAUCGAUCUUCAAAGUCAAGUGAUACAACAGUUAUUGGGAAUAACAAUCUUAUAAUGGGUUCCUGCCAUAUUGCUCAUGACUGCAAGGUUGGGAACAACAUCAUAUUUGCGAAUAAUACCCUUUUGGCAGGCCAUGUUGUGGUGGAAGAUUAUGCUCACACUGCAGGGGCUGUUGUUGUUCAUCAAUUCUGUCAUGUAGGUUCUUUCGCUUUCAUUGGCGGUGGCUCUGUGAUUGCACAGGAUAUUCCUAAGUACAUGAUGGUUGCUGGAGAAAGAGCUCAGCUCCGUGGUUUAAACCUUGAGGGUCUACAUCGUCAUGGAUUCACAGUUGCAGAGAUCAGAAGCCUUAGAACAGCUUACCAAAAGAUAUUCAUGCCUGCUGAUGCAAAUUCCAGUGGUUUCGAAGCACGUCUUGCUGAAGUGGAGCUCCACAAUCAAUUGUCUCAUAUACCUGCUGUGUGCUCCAUGUUGCAGUCUAUCCGUGACUCUUUCAAAGAAAAAAGACGUGGACUAUGCAAAUUCAGACAUUGGAAUAGCUCUUAAUAGUGACCCAACUGCUGUUGCAUUUACAAAAACUGAUGGUAUGCCUUGAUAAAAAGGAAGACUCUAGGCUUUGGUUUCCUUUGUAGUGCAGAUUUAUACAGUGACCAUUCUUAGUAUCGGAUGAAUGCGUUGGUGACAGGGUGCAGUACAGAGAAUCAAAGAUAAUUUUCAAAUGCAAACAUACUGUAGAAGAGUUAACUAAAGUUGGCUUGCCAAAUGUUCCUUGUAGAAUUCACUAUGCAUAUCUCAUUCAAUUUAUGAACAUUAAUAGUUUUUUGGUAUUAUGCUGCCUUGUAACAUUGACCUUGAGAUACAAGGGUUGUAGAAUAAAUUUGGUCUCUUAAUUCACAUAAAUUCUUGGAAAUAUUAAUUUAUCCUAUGGU
Molecule: messenger RNA, 1394 nt
Organism: Argentina anserina (silverweed cinquefoil)
Lineage: Eukaryota; Viridiplantae; Streptophyta; Magnoliopsida; Rosales; Rosaceae
Product: probable acyl-[acyl-carrier-protein]--UDP-N-acetylglucosamine O-acyltransferase, mitochondrial
Exons: 10
Coding region: 31-1011 (326 amino acids)
Biological process (GO): lipid biosynthetic process
Molecular function (GO): acyl-[acyl-carrier-protein]-UDP-N-acetylglucosamine O-acyltransferase activity
Source: RefSeq, a predicted model, not a curated record